Messenger RNA from Musca domestica (house fly), 599 nucleotides. Its product is annotated as larval cuticle protein 65Ag1-like. Bases 64 to 366 code for a protein of 100 amino acids. Gene Ontology annotation, cellular component: chitin-based extracellular matrix. Lineage: Eukaryota; Metazoa; Arthropoda; Insecta; Diptera; Muscidae. Gene Ontology annotation, molecular function: structural constituent of chitin-based larval cuticle. The transcript has 2 exons. The record is from RefSeq and is a predicted model, not a curated record.
UAUCAUUCAACUGUAGCAACUCUUGUGGUAAACUACACAGAACAAGCCGUCAAAGAAAUCACCAUGAAAUUCAUCAUUGUUUUCGUUGCCCUCUUCGCCUUGGCCUUGGCCGCUCCCGCCGAAGUUGAAGUUUUGAAGAACGAAUCUGAUGUUGGUCCCGAAUCUUUCCAAUAUGCUUACGCCACCAGCGAUGGUCAAGAAGCUGAAGCUCAAGGUCAAUUGAAGAAUGUCGGCUCUGAAGAUGAAGCUAUUGUUGUCAAGGGCUCUUACUCCUUCGUUGCUGAUGAUGGCCAAACCUACACCGUCAACUAUGUUGCCGAUGAAAACGGUUUCCAACCCCAAGGUGCCCAUUUGCCCGUUGCUUAAGUUGUUGUCACCAACUUAAAUUGUUAUUAUCCCAAAGUCCUAUUAUCCCGUUCCCGCACCGUAUCCCAUCCACAACCCCCCAACCCUCUCUGUUACCAAUUGCUCCCGGCUAUUGACAAUAUUUGCCAGUAGUCUUUUGGGAAGCAUUCUCAAAGUUGUUAUUUGACCAAAAUAGGCUAAGUUACAAAACAAAAAGAAAAAAAAGCAAAAAUACAAAUGAAAUAGAAAACAAU